AUGAACGCCAUAACGGUGAACAAACAGGGAAUAGGCUUUCUUGAACCGACAGAUAUCUUGUAUCUUUAUUGUGUUGAUUUUCAAUUUCUACUCGACUUUACUAUUACUUCGCUGCCGUUUAUGGAGCUGGAACUCGUUGGUGGACAUGUUAGCUUUCCUGACAAGUUACACGAGAGGAGAAUUGUACUUUUUCCAAAUGGGGAUAUAAUUCGUAACCUGUCGCAGCAAACUUCCCCAUGUGCAAUUGAAAUCGUUACUUGUUGUCAUAUCACGGUAAGAUGUUUACUUUUUAUCAACUAUAUUUCUGGUGUUUUGGUAUUGUAGUAUGGAUAUUAGCCUUUUUUAUUGUCUCUUGAGAAUCCAAUUUCAACAGACAAUUCCCAUUAUAGACUAAUUUUAAAACUAGGCAAGGAGAUGCAAAUAAAUCACCACAGCUAGAAAGAGCAUACUAAAAUUAGUAAAAUUACAAAAUUUGGUUGCGAAAUGUUGUAAAAUGUGGAAAACAUAGCCUUGCAAAGUUUGCAAAUUUUGUAUACUUUUGUAUUGCGUGCGACAUUUUCGGCCUAAAUGUGGUAGGAAUGUGGUAGGAAUUUCCGCAAGCAAUACAAAAGUAUACAAAAUUUGCAAAUUUCCUAGGGCUAUAUUUUCCCCAUUUUACAACAUUUCGCAACCAAACUCUGUAAUCCUACUAAGUUUAGUAUGCUCUUUCUAGCUGUGGUGAUUUGAGUUUCCUUGCCUAAUUUUAAAAUUAGUCUAUAAUGGGAAUUGUCUAUUGAUAUUUAAUAAUAAAUAAUAGUAGCAAUAUUUUCUCUGGGGUUUAAUAUAAUAUGCAUUUGGUCCCCAUGGCCCAUGGUAAUUAUAUAUUUGUGCAUAAGCAGCUCAAAGAUGUACGUGUGUUAUCUUAAUGUGCGAUGUGUGUGGACCAAUACUAGGGUCAUGUAUCAGUCCAGUCCUGUCCAUUCUGACCCCCCACCCAAGUACACCCUUGUGUAUUUGUAAGCUUAUUUAUGCUUGGCCGUGCAGGGGGGAGAUAAUCCCUUGUAAAAUUACUCAAAUCUACUUGUCAUCCUGGGGCUGUUGACAUUAGAAAACAAACUGCAAAUGCUUUGAGGUGCGUGAGGGAUGGGCAAUACUGGAAUUGUGAUGCAGGUAUAGAUUGAUUCCUUUAUUAAUUGAUAGGUUGGUUCUCGUCAAGCAGUACUGGUUUGGGAUUUCAUUGUGAAGGAUGACUUACAACCUGUUUCAACAGUUAAAGCUGUUCUACCAGUGGAAGAUGACGACUCUUACCCGACAUUGCCAUGGCUUGACAUAACCCAAACUAAUUGCAAUUGCAACAAAUACCCAACAUGUGGUCUCAUUGUGCAGAAUAGCUCAAAUGAAUCUCAGUAUUUAUAUGAUGGUGGCCAUUCUGAUGAUGGUGGCCAUUCUGAAGAUGGUGGCCAUUCUGAUGAUGGUGGCCAUUCUGAUAGUGAAAUAAUUGAACAUGCUGUCAAUGAUCACAAUGAUAGUUCAGUAACUGAUGAUGGACAAGUGAACAUGGAACACUUAGAUCACGUUACAGAACAUGAAGAACAACGAUAUACAGAAAAAUUCAAGCUGAAAGGAACUAGUUUUCAUAAUCAUUUCCAAAGCGCAUUACGACAUUUUAAGUUCUGUCAACUGAGUGAACUAGAACCUCCAGCACUAUCACUACAUUUUGAGCCUGUAAAUAAACGGGAUGAAAAUGCGAUUGUCGUCAUUGCAGAAAUUGAUGGUACUAAUGAUCCUAUAGGAUAUAUACCUGGUUCAAGAGUGGAAAAGAUAACCAAGGCACAUUAUUCACAUCAAAUAACUAAUAUACAGAUGUCAGAAAUUAAGAGACAGUACAAUUUUUAUGUUGGUGGUUUUGUCUAUGUCCCAGUUGUGUCCAUAACAAAAACAGGAAGAUGGCCACCGAACUCUAAUAAAUAUCGUUAUAAUUGUACAUUUUAA
Molecule: messenger RNA, 1971 nt
Organism: Paramuricea clavata
Lineage: Eukaryota; Metazoa; Cnidaria; Anthozoa; Malacalcyonacea; Plexauridae
Source: the annotation of a GenBank genome assembly